This is a messenger RNA of Tuber aestivum (summer truffle), 4193 nucleotides long. Lineage: Eukaryota; Fungi; Ascomycota; Pezizomycetes; Pezizales; Tuberaceae. The record is from the annotation of a GenBank genome assembly.
CGGCUCACGCCCACUUUGCCGGUACGAGUAUCACACAGUACCGUAUCUAGGCGAGGGCUGUCACACGCCAAAGCAAAAAAAGGGCUCCAUCUGGAUGCCAAGCGUCCGAAAUACUUUAUAAAUGGCCAAGUACUCGUACUCUACUCGUAUGAUACCAGUAAUCCUAGGGAAGGCUCCCGCCCCAGUCCUAGUCUAUGAUAUGCGGACCGCCGGGGAAUAAGUUCUUGUCCCCCCGUGGAUCGGGAGAUGGCUCCAACCAUGAUAUGAUACAGUCAUUAUCAUAACCGUGGUGAUCACUGAGACUUGUUCGAAUGAUAAUCCCGACCGCGAUUUUAAGAGUGAUACUAGCACAGUACUCGAAUAGUACCGGUAUUAGGCUCUUGCCAAGGGCUAGAGGGGGAGAGGGUGGCGACACGAUGAACCGAUCACAAUCAUCCUUUCUUUCCUUCACCACGAGCAGAAUGCCCGGUCCCCAACCAUGAUACCAGUACCAGCACAGUGCUAGAGCACAGCGCUGGCACGGGCAUCGCCACAUACCCAAGAAGGAUGAAGUGCGUGCAUCCGGAGUAACAGUGCCGUGGUCUGCGAUGGUAUCACGAUGUUGCCGGCCUGGCAUCUUGGGCGUGCCCUCAAGGGAGCGAGUGCUACGAUGCUACACCCGUAUUUUCACCAUCAGCAUGCUCAUAUAUCCGGCAGUUGAACUGAAUGGGGACGGUUACUUACUGAUACAUCUGGCGGCCUGACUGACUAUCAUGAUUUCGGGAUGGAAACUCAGGCACCUUUUUCGCAACCCCGGCGACGGCAUGAUAAACCACAUUUGCAAGCGUGCAUAUACCGGGGGUUAUCAUAAGUUAUGGCUGUUCUGUCGGUUACACCAUGGCACAGCAGGGAAAUCAUGGGACGGGACAGGGACGAGGCUCAGGGCAUACCGGUAUGGACCGUAUGGUGGUCCCUCUCCAAGUCAAUUUACUUGAGUACGGUACCAGUACCGUAUCGUACCCGCACGGAAGCCAAGCACAGCACCAGCGCCGGUAUGGUGCACUACGGUGCCGUACCGGUGUGUUUUAGUCCUGGCUCCGGCUUUGCCAUCAGAAGCGCUGUGGUGGUGAUGAAGUGCCUUUGUAUGUCUCACUGCUCAUACCGGCAGGGUCAUGCGCACUCAUCAUGUUCUACAGUACCUUGUCAAGACUCUUUUCUUUUUUCCCCGGCAAGAUACUUGUAGUACAGUACAAGCUGUAGAGCGAUUUCGGUCUAUGCUGGAGAUGUUGUACUCGAGAACCGGUACUGUACUACGAGUAGUACGGUACGGUACUCGGGGACAGCAGGCUUUCCACUCCGGCUUUGUUCAGCGCGUGUGCCACUCUAUUGGAUCCGGAUGCUGGUCAUCGGCUCUUCCCAGAUUCUACUUUUGGACACACAGGUUCACUUGCUCUUGGCAACUCCCGUAGGGAGCAGGGAGAUUCAGGGUUUGGAUCCUUCGGGAGCUGUGCCCUGCUGCCAAGACACUAGAGAAGGCGACAAGGGGUCGGGUUGACGACUAACUACCACCGGUAUACUGUAGUAUCAUAUCCUAUCAUAUCAUACUCGCUGGAUAUCCAUCAGCUCCUAGGCUUCUCCCCUAUCCCCCCUCCCUCCCCCCCGAAAAAAGCGCCACUCUCUCCGCUACCCUUCCCCCUGGAUUUCUCCCUUCUUCACCCGAGAGACCCCAUCGUCAAAAAAGCCGCCAUGGAAAACACACCCCUUACCCCUUCCUCUUCUGCCCCAACACCCAGUGCAACACCUCCGGGAACCAUCUCGAACACGGGUUCCGAGGCGGAGAAUCAAUCAAAAUUAAAGCAUGUGGUUCUCGUUCGAUUCGCCCCUUGGGCCACCGGCUAACCAUCGAUUUUCUUGGACCUAGGACUCUACUCGGUAUUUUGCGACGUUUUAUCGGAGUGGCUGAUAUUGCUUCUGUCCGUUUUUCAUUGCCGAGUCAGCUACUUGAACCCGUGCCCAAUUUAGGUGAGAAAGGGUUUCUCGGGUUGCAUAACGAGCCCUACAUACUGAAUUGUUGAAAAAGAGUACUGGAAUUACCUGGAUCGUCCUGAAACCUUUGCUAGGUAAAUGGCGGAAAAUGCUCCUCUCACUUCUCCACUAAUAUUGUCUAGCAUUGGCGAAUCCGACGAUGAGCUCGAACGUUUCUUGGGAGUUUUAAGGUUUUGGUUUACCAAAGAUCUGGUCAGAUAGCGAAGAUAACCGUGGCAUGGGGCAAAGAGCUAACCUGGAUCCAUUUUUGAAGAAAUUCGUCAAGGGAAAGCCGUGCAAGGUAAGAUAUUUACAAGCGACCCGGCGCGGAUAAAUGCACCGCACCCCGGAGCAGUUGCUGACCUUUCUCUCUACAGCCGUACAAUUCAACAUUGGGGGAAUUUUUCAGGGUACCUUUCCAGUUGCUAAGUCGGUUGGGAGCCAAUUGGCUGAUUUAGGUGUUCGCUGGGUAAAAACAGUGCAGUUGGGAUGUUCAGGAGACACUGCCGCCUGUUCCAUCCCGCCCUUCUUCCCGAAACUCCCGGAAUUCUGCGGCGAGUAAGCCUUCUCAGGCCGGUAGCAAAGGGCCCGUUCGUGUCUCAUUUUUGACGGAACAGACCUCCCACCAUCCCCCGGUCUCAGCCUUCUACAUCGACUGCCCUGAAAAGGGUGUAUCAGCGAACGGAUAUGAUCAGGUAUGGAUCGGGAAUUCCCGAGGGGAAUCUAAGAUCAGUGCUUACCGAAAGCGCCAUUUUAGAUUAGUGCCAAGUUUACAGGGACCUCUAGUACGUGAAAUGCAAUUCCAGAGGCUUAUAUUAGGAAGUACACUUACCUCGUCAAGUCAGGGUGACUCCUGGGGUCCAUAACCUCGGCAUUUUCAUCAACUUGCACAAGCGUGGGGAUGAAUCCUAUCGACUCACUCACCCCGCCGUGAAUCUGGGAGGAUUCUUGAGAGGUACGUGUGGCAUUGGCGGCUGGUGGCAUGAUUAUUCACGAACUAUACCUCUCAGGAACUCUAAACCUAUAUGUCGAGGACAUCUGCUACGUGACUUGCCCCAAAACAAAAUUGAAGGCUGUACUGCAGUAUCUGGGAGAUUCUUGGAUCGGGAAAGCAAAGCAUAAAGUUGAGGGAGUCGUCUAUCAGUAUAUUCAAGAGGACGAUGGUAUACAGAAGCUUAAGGAUGUUCCCUCAAAACUAGUGCGUGCCAAGAUUGAGGGAUCAUGGAUGAGUCAAUUGUAUUACACUGUACCGGGCUCCAAUGUAAGCCCUUCCUUUACACUCUCGGAAGCCCUUCUGGUGGUCGUUGUUCUUACUCUGAUUGGAUCUACAGGAGAAACACCUAUUGAUAGACCUGGAUCCUCUUUUCCCUGAACCAAAGACUUGCCCGCCACCGGACGCUAUGCUUCCAAACGAGUCUCGGAAGAUGUGGGAAGGUGUCACUGAAGCCAUUCAUGCCAGAGAUUACAGCCGCGCCACACAACUCAAAUCGGAGAUUGAGGAAAGGCAGCGCGAGAAGGCGGCCGCUAGGGCGGUGGAAGGUGUCGAAUGGAAACCAAGGUUCUUUGAAGCCCCCGCCUUGGCCGCUGGGAGGCCCAGGUUGAGCGCAGAUGGUGAGAUGGCGUUGAAGGGGUUACAUACCGGCGAUUACAAACUGGAGCCAGCAGCAGUUACCGGGGCUUGAAAUUCCCAGGAUAACCGAACGAGUAAAAGUUCACACCAUUCAUACCUGAUUGCCUGGAACUGUUCACGAUAGUGGAGAAACGGUAGCAACGGAAACCGAAGAACGAAAUAAUGUGAAGGCUCUCGAUUUGAUUGCACCCACUAGUUAUUUCUCCCGUUCAUUGUCUUGUCUUGUAUGAUUUUUUCGGGGUUCUACCCUCCUCCCCCUUUUUUUCCUUUUUUCCUUUCUCUUUUUCUCUCUGCUCGAGUCUUUCCUUCUAGUGGGCUAUCACCGGUUCACAUACACUGUUUAAAUACCUUUUAGAAAUGUCCAAUUUUGGGGUGCGAAUAUGUUGAAAAGGGAGGAAUAAAGAGAGAUGCAGUACAUUACAUUGCUUUAUCGUUACCUAUGCCUUUAGAGGAUAGGAGUUUUGUGGGGUGGGGAGGGGAAGCCAGGUGGAAGUGUGUUAAUGGAAGGGGGGCAGUUGUUCAAGUACGAUAGUAGAGAAUUGAGCUAGCUUGUUAGGUU